CGUCAAUCCAAAGCAAACGCUCCGCCUUCCGACCGAAGUGUCCCUGCCAGCAGCGCCCAGCCGUUUCAUUCGAUCGGCCUUGCAUUCGGCAUAAGAAUGCGGCGGUUGAAGGCACGUCUUUCAAGGAAGCGGGAGCCCAAGCCGGCCAGUACCAAUAAUAUCUCCAGAUGCUCCGACUCUCCGUCAUCAGCUGAGCCUGCUGCUGAGGUCAAAGCAAAACCUCUCACCCCUUUGACCCAACCCCCGACCGGGUCGACUCGUACGCAAAAUCUAGCUAGCGGAUCUAGCAACGUAAAUCGGAUCGGUAUCACCAUCGUACACGAGCCAGCGGGUGCUGCCGAAAUAGACAUUGUCCUUGUCCAUGGACUCUUCGGAAACCCGAAACGGACAUGGACAGCAAAAGACGUACGCCGUCUCAAGCAGAGUCCCCAAAUUGAAGACUCCGAUAGCGAUGACUCUGAGUCGGCAUCUCAUGAUGCUCGCGGCGAAGUCUUCUGGCCUCGGGACCUGCUUCCACAAGUGAUGCCCAACGCUCGCAUCAUGACAUGGGGCUACGACGUCCAAAUUGAUUCGUUGCUUCGAGCCACGUCGACAGCGUCCGUAUUCCAUCAUGCCGAAAUGCUGCUCUCGGACUUGGAAACGACCAGACGUGGCGACGGCGAGGCCGAGCGCCCCAUCAUUUUCAUCGCGCACAGCCUGGGUGGUAUCGUGGUCAAAGACGCCAUUGGCAUCUCUCAGAGCGGUGGUCUUGUCAACCAAACCAUAUUAUCCGCAACAAAGGGCGUCCUAUUUCUGGGCACACCACACAAAGGCUCACAAAUGGCAACGGUGGCAAGGGCCGUCUUCGGUAUCUCCAGGCUGUUCCUUAGGGACUCCAACACAAAGAUCCUCAGAGUCUUGGAAACUCAGUCCGAGGUGCUAGAGCGCAUUUCUUGGGCCUUUGGCCAGGUCCUGGCAAGUGGCCGAAUACGAGUGCACUCAUUCCGGGAAGAGCUCAGCACCGGCGGCAUCGAAAUUGUCAAGGCUCAUUCGGCUACCAUUGGCUAUUUCCACGAGACUCGUGGGCAUCUAUAUGCAACUCACAGGAAUAUGGCCAAGUUCCAUUCAUUGGAUGAUCUCAACUUCCAACGUGUGGGAGCCGUGUUGCGGAGAUGGCUGGCUGAAAUACGAGGACAGGGGGUUCCGCAUCAUGAUGUUAACACCGGGGCAGGAGGCAGAAUCCAAGACGAGGUUUCUGAUCGGAAUACCAACUUCCCCGACGGCUUGAUCUUUGAUGAAGCUUACCAGAGUUGCUUGGCGUCACUGAAUACGACCGAGGUCAGACAACGCUUCGAGGAUAUACAACAGCCUUUUGAGGACACGUACGGGUGGCUCUUUGAAGAGACGCCUGGUUUCACAAGUUGGCUUCGGGGGCACGUCGACCAUCCCAUCUUCUGGGUCCAGGGGAAGCCAGGCUCCGGCAAGUCGACCGUCAUGAAAUACGCCGCAAAGAGCGCCGUUACUAUGAGCCACCUUCGAGGCUUUAGGGAUGGAGAUUGGAAAAUUAUUACCUUCUUCUUCCAUGACCGCGGUUCAAUAGUACAGAAGUCCGUCGACGGCCUCGCCCGGGAGAUGCUAUUCCAGUUCCUAUCCCAAGAAAAGUCCAUCUUCCAGGACCUAUUUCAUUUUCUUACCGAGAAGGGGGUGCUUGACUCCGGAGCAUCGUCGCCAGGUACUCCCGUUUGGACUCCUCAACUGAUAAAGGAGACCAUCGAAGCGAUCGGGGAGAAAGUAAAUUCCAAUCUCAACUUCUGCGUCUUCCUCGAUGCGCUCGACGAGCAUCACGGCGACCACCAAGGGCUUCUGCGCAUGAUAACUUCACUCCGGAGCUUAGCAACCAAUCCUUCCAUCCGGCUCCGGAUAUGCUUGGCCUCACGACCGGAAAAUCUGUUCAAGCAAGAGUUCGCCGGUUGCACAACACUCGUCAUUCACCACCACACCGUCAAUGACAUUCGCACCUAUACCGAGAGCCGAAUUGGAACGGCUGCCACACGCGGAGGGCUAAGCGCCGCCGGCAAGACUUCUCUCCGUCAACUCUCCGCCAAGGUCAUCGCUCGGGCGCAGGGAGUCUUCCUCUGGGUCAAGCUUGUCGUCGAUGAGUUGGUGGAGGGCCUUCAGGAGGGUGACAGCAUCGAAGAACUCACCGAGACCCUCAAAACCAUCCCUUCCGAGCUCAGCGAUCUCUACAAACGGGCCCUUCUACGGACUAGCCGCGCCUCCUCGCGUGCCCUAGCCAGGGCUCAGGAAGAAGGUUUUUACAUAUUCCGGAUUGCCGCAGCGUGGCAGCAGCCCUUUACCAUCUACACGCUCUUCGGCGCCUCCCUCUUUCUCGCCACAAGGAGGCCAUUGAGCGUAGACUUCCGGGCCAUGACCCUGCAGCAGCUGCAUCAUCGACUAUACAGCCGCUCAUCCGGGCUGCUUGAGGCGCCCGAGGCGUAUAACGGCGUCAACCACGGCAGGACGGUGCAAUUCAUCCACCAGUCGGCAAAGGAAUACAUGGUCGACGGGGAGGGCGCCAAUGUUCUCAGGGAGAGGGUACCUGAGGGACGCCUGGAGAGCGGCUCGAUGCUGAUAUUUCGCUACCUCGCCCAUCUCAUCGCCUCCCUUGGCACCGUUAACACGUUGGAAAGCCUCGAUUCAUACCUGGUAUAUCGCGACUUUGUCUAUUUUGCCUCGAGGUUGGAGGCGGAAGAGAAGUGUGCGGUUGUUCCCAUGGUCGAACAGGCCGUCCUAGGGCUCCGGGAGGAUGCGCAAGAGCGCCUCCUCUCCGGGCUCUGGGAGGAACAGCAGCAGCGUUCCCCUCUCCGCUUCACGCUCCACAGUUGGAAGGAUGCGCGAAACGGCACAUUUUUGGGCAACUGGGCACGGAGCAAGGCGAUGAUGCUCCUCUUUUCCAUCUACUCCAGCCUGCCCUUGUCGAUUGCGCACUAUCUACCAGGCUCAGAUGUAUCGUCCAUCUCGGAGGUCGACUCGCUUGGAUUGCUACAGAUCGCCGCCUGGAACAGCAAGAGCUGCGAUAUAGCCAUCGCGGCGCUACUACAAGCCGGCCUUCGAAAGAACCUGUCGGAUACAGCGUGGGAGAGACACUUCUUGGCUUACUUGGAGGACCAUGUCGCGGCCGGCUUGCUACUCCCCGGGGAAACGGAUUGCGACACCGCGAACCGUAUGGCGAGUUUGGCCAAGCCGACAAGCCUAAGUGUUGAGCACGACAUGAUUUACAACGGCCACUUCAUUUACACCGCCCGCUCGUCAACCCCCCAGGCCGUCUUCCCUGAAAACCCGAAUGCACUGAGGGACUCGCCUCCUCAUUCUCCGGGGGCGCGGCCGGGCGUUGAAACGGUGACGGCGUCGGUUCUGUUGGAUCGGCGACGACUGCCAUCUGAUGACGGAACAACACUGGCGCUCGACAAGCGGCAGGAAACUACCGACUUUGUCACUUUUUCAACCCUCUUCCGCAAUGGGAUUUCUUCACUCCAGCGGACCGCCCGGAGCGGCUACGACAUCCGGGUUGACCUCGUGAAGGGUGCCUGGGGAUUCUGCGCCACCGGCAACCCUGUCGACUGUCCGAUGGCCGGAGCCUGUGUUGAUAGCUUCUCCUGUUCCACGGGCUGCGGGUCUGGGAAUCCUGCCUUGGGAACCGAGACCUGCGGCGGCAGCAAGCCCCGCCACUGCUCGACCGACCUCCUGACCCUUUCUAGCGACUCCACUCGCGUAUUCACCUACCUAGCCUGCGACAACAGGGUCGACAAAACGCAGCACUACAAGGCCUUCCCCACCACCCCCACGUCCUCGGCCUCGUCCAGCACAGCAGCAAGCCCGCUACCCAUCCCACAACAAACCUCCGGGAUCCCCACCACGGGCACCUCCCCCUCUCAAACCUCCCAGGUCACCACCACGGGCACCUCCCCCUCCCAAACCGUCUCAACCACCACCUCCGCCAUGGGCACGGCCGACAACAGCAACAGCAACAGCAACAACAGCGACAGCAGCGACAACAGCAGCAGCAACAACAGCGACAGCAGCGACAACAGCAGCGACAACAGCAGCAGCAACAACAACAACAACAACAACAACAACAACAACAACAACACCACCACUACCGCGAUGAUAGUCGGCGCCUCAGUCGGUUGCGUCGCGCUCAUCUGCAUCUGCGUCGUGGCCGUCUUCCUCAUCCGGCGGGGUCGCGCGGCAUCACCAUCAUCUCCAGCUCCGGCAGCAACAGGCGCAGCAACGACACCGACAACCGAAGCAACAACAACCGUCGCGGAGGUGCAGGGGGACUACAAGCUUCCGCCGAGGGAGCUGGAUGGUAGCGGGGACGGCGCGGUGCAUGAGAUGGGCCAGGCGGGGGGGUUGCCGUGGGGCUGGGGGAGGGGAUAUUCCCCCGCUACCACGCCGCCGCCGGUUGAGUUGUCUGGGACGGGGACGGGGUGGCACAGGGUCAUGUAGAUGUAGUCGGUGUUGGUUGGGGGGUUGUAAACUUGUUUGGGGAGGAGGCGCCGCAGCUCGACAUGGUUGUGAUCGGGUGGUGCACUAAUCACAUGUUUGUACAUACAUACUACAUACCUAGGUAUGUAUAUAUAGGUACCUAGAUGCAUCACGGGAGGUUUAGCAGGGCCGCCAAAGUACGGACAUACGUACCUGGUGAGCUGGUACCUCGGUGACAAAAUAAUCGGGGCACAUAGUAGCCAACACACAUCUUCUCAUAACUACAGUGGACAGAUUACGCUGUGGGAGAAAAGUUAAAUCAAGAUUGC
Messenger RNA from Chaetomium fimeti, 4796 nucleotides. RefSeq lists its product as uncharacterized. Bases 97 to 4488 code for a protein of 1463 amino acids. Lineage: Eukaryota; Fungi; Ascomycota; Sordariomycetes; Sordariales; Chaetomiaceae. The record is from RefSeq and is a predicted model, not a curated record. The transcript has 5 exons.